AUGGCAGAAAAAAGGCGGAGCUCACGCUUUCGGCUCCCCACCUGGCUACAAUCAAAACCAACAUCGGCUGAAAGACCAACUAGGCGUCCAGGGGUGGCUCCGCCACUAGCCCCUCCUUCUCCACCAGGUCAAACAUCACCUGAGGCUCAACCAUCUCCACCAUCAACUGAACGCACUCGAUCCAGAGUGACUCCUAAACCAGUGUCACCACCAUCUCGUGAAUCAGCCCAACCCCAAGAUGCAUCUCCACCAUCAACUGAACGCACUCGAUCCAGAGUGACUCCUAAACCAGUGUCACCACCAUCUCGUGCAUCAGCCCAACCCCAAGAUGCAUCGCAAGACACGUCACCAUCCCGUGAGGCAGCAGAAUCCCAAUCUGCCGCUCAACCUCCUUCACCGUCUCGUGCACCCCCUCAACUCCAGGCUGAGACUCAACAACCAUCACAAGCGGACCCACAAACUCAAUCCCCACCACCCAACUUGGCCUCUCAGCCUUCAGUCCAAACAUCUUCACUGCCACCACCUUCUCCAUCUCUCACAGCCACUAAAGCACAAUCAUCACCAGGAGAAGCAGUCACCCAGCCCCCUCUUCCAUCAGAAAAUUUACAACCCAUGACUCGCCCAUUACCCUUUCCACCUUCCACUGAGCCCAUCUCAUCUGUGUCUGAACAAGAACCAAAGCCAGCUAGGUCUGAACCACAAUCACAAGAGCUGCAGCCGAAGGCAGAAACAGCAUCUGAGAAUGUUCUAAAUGUUCAGAACCAAACACAGAGCCAAAUGACCUUUCAGCCCAACGAAAUGCCAGCAGAACAUUCGGAAGCAUCAGUGCGUGUAACAGAACCACCACAAACAUCCACAACAGCUGAGGAUCUCCCUGUCCUCACCCAGAAAUCAGAUUCUUCUAGUGUGAGUUCUGAAACUAAGUCCCUUCCAGAAUCAGAUGGACAUCCAGGACAAGAUAUAGAAGGAAAGGAAAUACUGCAGAAAGACGGAAGCAAAGAGAAGAUCACUGGUGUCACUGAGAUUCUCAGUGCAGCAUCGCGAUCAGAAGUAGCAACCCAACAAAAGCAGCUGGAGAAAGAAGAGAUUAUCGGCAAAAAGGAGACACCAUCAAACUCCAGCUCCCAUGGAAAAGAGGACCAAACUGUGAUUUUAAAUUUGAGGGACAAAGCCACAGUGAGUGAAUCUUGCCAUGAGCCCAACAUAUCAAACGGGGAAAAAGCCCCACUGCAGAAAGAGAUUAGGGACGACAUUUCCAAGUUCCUUCAUGGGAUGGCUACACAUCAACAAAAGCUUCCAUUGGGUGAGAGGCCAGCUGUUGUUGUAACCCUAGCUGGUGAAAACAGAGGAGCAUCAAUGCAACUAGGUUCAGAGUCGGCGAAAAGAGAAGAGACAGUCCACAUCCACCGAGGCUAUAAGAUCAACCCAGACGAAAGCAGCACUGAUGAAGAGAUGAUCUCCGAGGGAAGGAGGUCACAAGAUUCAAAAACUGGAGAAGACGAGGAAUCAAAGGCAUACAUAAACAGCAAUGUGCAGGGUAUCAACAACUCCAUUAUGUUUAACUGUUCAAUUAAAGAAAGGGAUCCUGGCGUACAACUGGCUCUUACCCACGACCUGACAGAACCUUUCAAGCCAAAUAGCAAUAGAAGUAUGGAGUCCCCUGAGACUCGUAAUGCUGGAGUCAUUGUUACAACUGCGCACAAGCUCACUUAUGAGCCCACAGUUAGAAGAAGAUGCCUGAGAGGACUUUUCUUGGAACCAAGCGACUCGGACCCAAAUAACCCUGAAAAGCCAAGGCGUCAUGGUUGCCGAUACGCCUGCAAGGGGAAGAGCAAAGAUAAUGAGACAGAUGUCCUCUAACCAAUUAGAUUGCAUUAAUAAUUGCAUUUUAAUCGCCGGAUGUAAGUGUUUGUGUACAUAUUGUGGAACAAUGUUUAUAAUAAAUUCAUAAUAAGGAUGCUACAUCAUCCACAUUAUAGUCUA
Molecule: messenger RNA, 1983 nt
Organism: Rhododendron vialii
Lineage: Eukaryota; Viridiplantae; Streptophyta; Magnoliopsida; Ericales; Ericaceae
Exons: 1
Coding region: 1-1860 (619 amino acids)
Source: RefSeq, a predicted model, not a curated record